UCGAGAAUGACUGAAAUAUAUCGCAUAGGCAAGCAGCAGCGGAAAGAAAAACUAUGGAAAUUCGAUAGCAGGCUGCACAAAUUUACACCUACUCACCAAGUGCGUCUUCGAGCACAAACCGCACAUUCAAGAAACACAAGAGAACAUCGUGGCACCAUGUCUUCGGACAGCAGCGCAAGCCCUUCAUCAUCGCAAGUGAACUUGAGCACCGAAAUGGGAGGUCGGCGCAUCGAAGUCAAUGCUGUCAGGACCGGCUCACAGGAGCAGCAGCAGGCUGGCUCGAGCCAGAGCGAGGGCAUCAAGACGACCAUCUCGCACUCACAGAUCGACUACAGCGUAGGCGCACCGACGCCAAGGGCCAACUUGUUUGUGCCAAACAGCCCUUACGCCAUGUACGACCCCUACAAUCCUUAUAGCCCAUACAACCCGUACAACCCUUACAUCGUCUACGCGCCAAGGGCUCCUUGCCCCAUACAUGGUUAUCAGGCGCCUCCACCGGCCGCGUCUCCACAGCCAAGUGGGGCUUCCGUGCCUGCGCAACCUGCAUCCGAAGGAACCUCACUCGCGGGACCCGCAGCCCCACGACUGCCGCUGAAAUUCGAAGUGAAUGGGAGGCAAAUUAUCAUUAAAGAAGGCUUCGAUAUUCAGGAGGAGUACAUUAACGAUCGUCUCGUCAGCCGCACUGUCAACGGCGUCCGUGAAACUGUGCCCCAAAAGAAGUAAAGGAGUUCAUGUCGUCUGCUUUUCGCCUCCAGGACUGUGAGAGGGCGGACACUGACUGCUUGGACUUCCACUGCGACAGAGUUCCUGCAGCUGUACAGGGGAAAAAAUAAUGAAGAAAAAAACGGCAAAAGAAAUCAUCUGGGCACAUUUCACUAGGUGUCGUUUGGCUUUAUAUUUUUAGAAGAAAAAAAAAGAAAUUAAGCCGUCUGAAAACAAAAGCACUGCAAAGGACGACCGCCCUGGUUUAACAUUUCAAUAUUUCUCCCUUC
Messenger RNA from Dermacentor albipictus, 992 nucleotides. RefSeq lists its product as uncharacterized. The record is from RefSeq and is a predicted model, not a curated record. NCBI's taxonomy places the organism in Eukaryota, Metazoa, Arthropoda, Arachnida, Ixodida, Ixodidae.